GGCAUUAAAAUUUCCCAACACUAACGGUGGCGUUUAAAUUUUGUUCGGCUUGUUUGUUUAUAUGGCUUUAGUUUUUUGAUAAAUAACAACAAGACAUUCCAAGUGGCUCAGUAAGUCUACAGAAAAAAGGCUAGCUAUGUUAUCCAAUCGGGCGUUUGGAGAAACAAUUGAGGACUAUGAAGUACAGCACUUGCUGGGUAAAGGUGGUUUUGCGACCGUCUACAAGGCGCGGUGCCUGCACACUCACCAGGAUGUGGCCAUAAAGAUGAUCGAUAAAAAACUAAUCCAGGGCACUGGACUCACUAACCGCGUUCGCCAGGAAGUGGAAAUCCACUCCCGCCUGAAGCAUCCCUCUGUGCUUCAGCUGUACACUUUCUUUCAGGACGCCAACUAUGUGUAUUUGGUGCUCGAGCUGGCCCAUAAUGGGGAGCUUCAUCGCUAUAUGAACCACAUCGCCAGACCCUUCACAGAGACGGAAGCUGCUUCCAUUCUGAAGCAGGUGGUGGCGGGACUUUUGUACCUGCACUCCCACAACAUCAUGCACCGCGACAUUUCGCUGUCCAACCUACUGCUUAGCAGGGAAAUGCACGUCAAGAUAGCCGAUUUUGGACUGGCCACCCAAUUAAAGCGACCUGAUGAGCGCCAUAUGACCAUGUGUGGAACUCCGAACUAUAUUUCGCCUGAGGUGGUAUCGCGAACGUCUCACGGACUGCCCGCGGACGUCUGGAGCGUUGGAUGCAUGCUGUACACCCUGCUGGUUGGACGCCCGCCCUUCGAAACCGAUGCAGUGCAGUCAACCCUUAACAAAGUUGUGAUGUCCGAGUACAUUAUGCCGGCUCACUUGUCUUACGAGGCGCAGGACCUGAUAAACAAAUUAUUAAAAAAGCUCCCGCACGAACGAAUUACCCUGGAGGCUGUUCUCUGCCAUCCCUUUAUGUUGAAAUGCUCAAAUGGUGGACACUCUGCGCCGGGAGCGUUGAAUGUGUUCAGCCAGAGUAUGGAAAGUGGCGAUAGUGGAAUCAUAACAUUUGCUAGCAGUGACUCCCGGAAUUCCCAGCAAAUUCGAUCUGUGGAAAACUCAGGACCACAACAAGUGCUUCCUCAAAUACGGGAGGAAUUUAAGCAAGUCCAUCAUAAAUUGCCUUAUGAACAGACAGGUUUAUUUGGGCAAGCUUCAACUGGCUUGGCAGAGCCAAAUUGGCCAGGAGCUGCUAAGUCCUCAGCGUUCUGCAUGGAGGCGGGCAAUGUACCCAAUUCCAAACAGGCAUCUCUUAAGGAAGAUCGCAUUUCGGUGCCACCAUUGAAUACUAAAAGACUGCUUCCGACGCGUUAUAAGACGAAGAAUGCUAUAAUGAGUAUUUUGCGCAAUGGAGAGGUAGUUCUCGAGUUUCUUAAGUUUCGGCCAACCUAUAAUGAAGAUCGCAUUAAUGAUAUUUGUCGCAUAUCGGAUGACGGACAGCGAAUCAUAAUUUAUCAACCAGAUCCUGGGCGUGGCUUACCAGUGAGAGAGCAGCCACCAGAUCUUCAAAUACCAAGCGGAGAUUGUGUAUAUAACUACGAUAAUUUGCCCAGCAAGCACUGGAAAAAAUACAUAUACGGAGCUCGAUUUGUAGGGCUGGUAAAAAGCAAAACACCAAAAGUCACAUACUUCAGUACUCUAGGCAAAUGCCAAUUGAUGGAGACAAUGACCGACUUUGAGAUUCGUUUCUACUCGGGAGCUAAGCUACUAAAGACGCCGUCCGAGGGGCUAAAGGUCUACGAUCGAAAUGGAAUGUUGCUCUCGGAUUAUUCCUGUUCGGAGUCACGAUCCCUAAUAGAGCACGGAAACGAGUGUUUCACCCACUGUGUCAACAUCAGUAAUGCCUUGGAAGUAGCUCAGACGAAAGAUAAUUCGUGUUUUCCAGUCACAAUCGGACGAAGACCUAUAACAGAUGUACAACCCGCUCAGAGAUUGGAUGGCCUACGAGAUACCACCAAUAUUGCGUUUUCCACACCAAAAUCUAAUCAGGGCUCAAUAAACUUUUCCUUAAGCACUAUUUCGUCGACUCGAAAUACUUCAGAUUUUGGAACCAACUGCUCUAGGUCCAACAUGCUAGCCGCCCAUCAAAAUAUACCCAUCAAACGCAUAAACGUUCCUGAAAUCGGAAUAGCUACUGAGCUCUCCCAUGGAGUUGUCCAAGUGCAAUUUUAUGAUGGAUCCGUGGUCUCUGUUAUUCCGAGCAUGCAAGGUGGUGGUAUAACCUAUACCCAACCCAACGGAACUUCAACCCACUUCGGCAAGGGCGACGACUUGCCAUUCCCGGUCAGAGAUAGAGUCGGUCAGAUACCAAACAUUCAGUUAAAGUUGAAGACAGCUCCAUUGCUGGGAAGCGGCAGGAAAACUGACUACAACAAUGCAAUGACUCCCAAAACGACAACGCCUUAUUAUAAUCGCAUGCUUCUUUAAUUGAAUCAAAACUUAAUUCCAAAAUAGUUUUUUAAGUUUGAACAAAUGUACUUGUAUUGUAAAUUAAGGGUAAAUAUAUUUUUUACGUUUUCCCCGUGCUUAUCAAAAUAAUUGACACAAAAAUUAUUCAAUGUAACUAUGCUUUCUUUUGUAAGUUUUAAAAGAGUAUAAAGGAAGAAAACAAAAACUGAUUGGUUUCUUUGUAUUUGUAAUUCAAUAAUUUGCGAAUCCUUGUCCAUUUGCAAGUAAAAUUAAUGAGUAUGGGCCUACGUUCAAAUUUCAAUUCCAGUUUCGAACACACACAGCUAUGAUAUUUGCUUUACCUCAAGUUCUUUAUUUGAUUUUCAAAAGUUUAUACUUUUUGUAUAAGUGUGAGGUUAGAAAAUUUUAGUAUAAAAUAUAUUAUUGUUACGUACGUUUAUAUAUUAAAUACGAGAUAAAUAAAUUUAUACUUUUAUACUUAGUAAAAUCUUUAGACUAACAUUGCCUUACUAAACUGAUGCUACCGCAUUUACAAAUUACUACGGCAGGAUUCGUAUUGCUUCAAAGUUGUAGAUGCAAUAGUGAAAUAUACACAUUAAAAGUAAUUUCUUGUACAGAUUUUAAAGACAAUCAUGCACGGAUGGAUUACACUAUGUAAUAAUAAUAAGUGGCGAUUAACUAUCCGUAUAUUAAUAAAAUGCAUUCGGCAAUUCAGAAGAAUCAAUUUGAGCAUAAGCACCUGACUAUUGUGUUGGCAUGGAUUUAUUGAUUGCAAUGUAAUAAAAAACGCAAAAAUAAUAAAUGUAAACUAACUUAAGUCAAUGGACGGAAGAAAAAAGUCAGUGGAACAGUACAGUAGAUAAGAAGCAUAAUUUCAGUGUAACAUUUGAUUUGGCAGUUUAAACAUGGUGCAACUGCUCAACUAAUAAAACGAUAAACAGUC
Molecule: messenger RNA, 3371 nt
Organism: Drosophila melanogaster (fruit fly)
Lineage: Eukaryota; Metazoa; Arthropoda; Insecta; Diptera; Drosophilidae
Gene: SAK
Product: Sak kinase
Exons: 7
Coding region: 137-2446 (769 amino acids)
Cellular component (GO): centriole
Molecular function (GO): protein serine kinase activity; ATP binding; protein kinase activity
Source: RefSeq, marked reviewed